Molecule: messenger RNA, 3322 nt
Organism: Corythoichthys intestinalis (scribbled pipefish)
Lineage: Eukaryota; Metazoa; Chordata; Actinopteri; Syngnathiformes; Syngnathidae
Gene: gzf1
Product: GDNF-inducible zinc finger protein 1
Exons: 8
Coding region: 439-2499 (686 amino acids)
Biological process (GO): regulation of transcription by RNA polymerase II
Cellular component (GO): nucleoplasm
Molecular function (GO): RNA polymerase II cis-regulatory region sequence-specific DNA binding; DNA-binding transcription repressor activity, RNA polymerase II-specific; protein binding
Source: RefSeq, a predicted model, not a curated record
ACAGCUCGAAAGGCAACAAAAUCGAAUGUCAAUUGUCAAACCUAUGUCAAAAUGACGAUUUAUCGGCUGAUUUCUGUGCGGUUUUACAUUGCGCGUGCGUACACCACUUGACGUGGAAAAAGACAACUACGGGAAGUCUUUAUAGACAAAUCUACGUCCAUUAUUUUCGCGAGAAGCAAAACCGUUAAAUUUACUGAUUUACUUAAACACACAUCGAUCUUUGCAAUUUGAUAUCGGGUCAUUUAAAAUGUUAAUUUUACGCUUGCCACGUGUUCUACCUUUUUAGUUUUUAUUCGUUUGCCGUUUUGUCUUAACGGGUUUGCCGUCCACGUCCACCUUCUUCUGCGGAUUAAGUUACGUGUGUAUUUCGGGUAAAUACAAUAGCAGUGUUUUCAGGCGGGCUGCCAUUUUAGCGACCUUACGUCACUCCAUGUGGGCAUGGCGGUGGUCCAGCUCACCUCCGAAUCCCACUCUCAGAAAGUCCUAGACAGUCUUUAUCAGCUGAGGCUGCAGGGACACCUGAGUGACAUCACCGUACAGGUGGACUACCAGGGCCAAUCGAAAGCGUUCCAAGCUCACCGGGUGGUCCUCGCCGCUUCUAGCGGCUAUUUCAGUAACAUCUUCCUAUCCCAGGAUGGCAUCCCAGACCAAAUCCCGCUCUCCAACAUGCUACCGUGUGACUUUUUUGACUUUUUGGAGUUUGUGUACACGGGUAAGGUAGAGUUGGUCCAGACCAGAAUAGCUGAUGUGCAUGCAGCGGCCAAGCUUUUGGACUGCAAGGAGCUGGCCAGGGUUUGCAUCGAGAAUGACGUGUUUGGGUCAGAUGUGGUAGUGGAGUCAUCAAUAGAGACCGAGACAGGUACAGAGAGGUCGUCAAAGAGGUCUAAGAGGAAGACCAGCAAGGUCAAACUGAGCUUGGGUGGCCGCAGAGUCCUUCAGAAGUGUUUCCAAACAGAAGGCGAGGCAUUUAAUGCUGAAGAGGAUGACGCAAACGAGUGCUCACCCAUUUCUUCUGACUUUGAUGAGGAAACUCUGAGUCCGCUGCUGUGCUCUGCGAGUGAGGACGAGGAAGGCACGAUCUCAAAGAGGUCCUCCAAAGGGAAGUUCAGUUGCAAUGACUGCCAGAGGAUCUUCCAAUAUGAGAAGAGCUAUUUAAAACACAAAAGCACCCGCCACGGAAUCCAAGCCGACCUACUAUACCGUUGCAAAACCUGUGAGAAGACUUUCUCCAACCGCAGCAACCUGAGGAUUCACGAGAAGCAUGUACACAGCAAUGAACGGCUCUUCACCUGCGAGGUUUGCAACAAGAACUUCAAGCGCAAAAAGGACGUGGUGCGCCACCAUAAACAGGUGCAUGAAACGCAUCUGCACGAGUGUUCCGAAUGCGGCAAGCUGUUGAGCUCCAAGGGGUCACUGGUGUUACACAAGCGGACGCAUAGCGGCAUCAAGGCCUACGUCUGCUCCGAAUGUGGCGCACGUUUCACCCAGAAAUCGGCCCUCAACAUGCACCACAGGAUCCACACAGGCGAGAAGCCCUACGCCUGUGACGAGUGCGACUCCCGCUUCACCCAGAAAAGCAUGCUGGCCUAUCACAAGCGCUCCCACACGGGUGAGAAGCCCUUCAUGUGCGAGGCAUGCGGGAAGAGCUUCGCUUCAAAGGAAUAUUUGAGGUACCACGCCAACAUCCACACCGGAUCUAAGCCAUUCAAGUGCGAUCAGUGUGGGCGCGGCUUCGCCCAGAGGAACUCACUGCGGCAGCAUAUGAACGUGCACACGGGCGCACGCCCCUACGGCUGCAAGUUCUGCGAAAAACAUUUCACGCAGCUCAACGCCCUCCAGCGGCACCAGCGGAUUCACACCGGCGAGAAGCCCUACAUGUGCGGCUUGUGCCAUCGCACUUUCACUGAUCAGUCUACGCUUCGAAGGCAUACCACGACUCACGACGCCAACGCUCCAUGGAAGAACUACCUGGUGGUUCUGCAGGACAACGUGGAAGAAAAGAAAUCCAAAGAAGAAAGGAAGGCAGCGGCUCAAGAGAGAAAAAGGGUCGCCCAGAAAGCACGUAAAAGCAACGCUGCCACUGCCGCCCUCGGGUUGGACGCCAAGCAGGUCACCCUGCCACCAGAGUGGGUCGGGCCGGGGGGCAUUACCCUGGUUGGUCACGGUAACGUGGGCGGGAUCACCCUCAUCCAGACUGAGAAUCUACCCGAAGGUCAGGCGGAGACUGAGGAUGACGGCGGCACAGUCACUUUGGACGGACACUUCGCCGUUCCCGGGGAGGCCAACCCUUCCGAGAUUACCCGUUCGCUACCCACGGAUACCCCCGCCGUGUCCUCCCUGCUGGAGCAGGCUGUCUCGCAAACUAUUCUGGCUCCCGAGGGGGUAACGGAGCAGCCCGACAUUCUGACGGUGGUUGUGUCUGAGAAGAUGUGCAAGGAGGAGCAGCUAAAGCAAAAAAUGAUCGAGAAAAUAGGAGAUAAACAAAACACCAAUCCCUAAAAAAUGUAGCUAAAUCUAAGUGGACUCCACAUUUAAGAAUCUUAAUUAAUCCCAAUUUAUGGUUAUUUUAGCUGAUGAUCUUGGCCUCUUAUUCAUCUCAUGAGCAUUAAAAGCAUUUUUACAUACAUGACAUCCCUCUUUUUAAGUAUUUAGAAUAGGAAUAACAAACUUUAUGAAUGUCUCAUCAUUGUGAAGAAUAUAUAAUGUGGAUUUCACAUGACUAGAAUAGUAAAGGAAACGGCGAAUACAGUACUGCCUUGAGAUAAUCAUUUGAUGGGCUAAUCGAGUCCCGGUUAUUUUCUUACUUAAUGCCGCAAUAUGUCCUCAUUGGGCCAGUAAUUGAGGAGAAUGAAAACUUUGUCGUUGCCAUGGCGAUCGCUUUAAAUAAAAUGUGUAUUUAUUACAAUUUGGGGCAGCCCUGUAGCAAACUAAAACAUUUCCACAUUUUUGUUCUAGUUACAGAAAUAUUUACUAUAGGAUUCAUCUCAGUAUGGUUGAAUUCUUCAGUGGAACACAAAAAGUGAGAUAUUGCAUCACUUCACAAUAAAAGUGUGGAGCAAAAUAAGGACAGAAUACAACUUUAUUGUCCAACCACACGAGCACACAGAUUUUUUUUUUUUUUUUUUAAAGCUCCGGAAGAAUCUGGAUACUUUGGUGAUAGAACGGAGGCGAUACGGUUUGGGUGGGGAACAUGCUAAUUGAAGGGGCGGACAAGAUGAGAUGGCAGCUGAGCCGUCCGUUAGCAUUCGAACUGGAUAAAGUCAAAAUCAUAAAUAAAACCUGAUGGACUACAAUCAUGUCGGGAGGAAAUAAUAAAGUGGCU